Molecule: messenger RNA, 1367 nt
Organism: Balaenoptera musculus (blue whale)
Lineage: Eukaryota; Metazoa; Chordata; Mammalia; Artiodactyla; Balaenopteridae
Product: transcription and mRNA export factor ENY2-like
Exons: 3
Coding region: 405-752 (115 amino acids)
Biological process (GO): poly(A)+ mRNA export from nucleus; positive regulation of DNA-templated transcription; regulation of transcription by RNA polymerase II
Cellular component (GO): SAGA complex; nuclear pore; DUBm complex
Molecular function (GO): chromatin binding; transcription coactivator activity
Source: RefSeq, a predicted model, not a curated record
CGCUCCCCGCUCGGCACCUCCCUGACCCCUGAUGGUGCCAGCACCGUCCUAUUUGUACAGUGUUUCUCAGUGCGAAUCAGCGGCACCACAAUCAAAAGGAAGCUAACUUAAAUUGUAACUACCUGUGCCCCCAUCCCCUACCCAAUGAAUCAAAAUCUUUGGUGGGUGAGGAGAACCUGAGAAACUGCAUUUUAAACAAACAUCGUCUGGGAUUCUUCCGCUCCAAGUGUAAGAACCAGUUCCUAGAUGGAAUAUGGAAACCCAGAAAGCACUGAGGAAGAACCAGUAAAAAGACACAGACUAGAGCCCGCCCCGGAAAUGCGUAUGCUAGCUUUCUGUGUGCUUAGGUGCCCGAGCUACUGAGGGUCUAGGUCCGGACAGCCGAAAAGAGUGUGGUUAGCAAGAUGAACAAAGAUGCGCAGAUGAGAGCAGCAAUUAACCAAAAGUUGAUAGAAACUGGAGAAAGAGAAUGCCUCAAAGAGUUGCUGAGAGCUAAAUUAAUUGAAUGUGGCUGGAAGGAUCAGUUGAAGUCACACUGCAAAGAAGUAAUUAAAGAAAAAGGACUAGAACACGUUACUGUUGACGACUUGGUGGCUGAAAUCACACCAAAAGGCAGAGCCCUGGUACCUGACAGUGUAAAGGAGCUCCUACAAAGAAUAAGAACAUUCCUUCUUCAGCAUGCAGACUUUAAGACUGAAUUAGAUUGUUGUUUUGUGGUUUUAUUUCUGAAAGUAAAACUUGCCAUAAAUUAGGAAUCGAUUUCCCAAAAUAAAAUCCUUUUUUGUAUGAUGGUAUACAGUUUUCAGUAAUGUAUACAAUUGUAUAGAUUUUUUUCCCCCUAAAUGUGUUAUUUUAAUAAGUAUCUCAUGAAUGAGUUUGAAGUUUCCUUGGAUUUUGGAAUAAAUGGGACUUUAUUAAUAAUUCAUCAGAUUUGUUAAGAGAAAAAGUCAAGCAGCUAAUAUAGUUUAAGUGUUAAGUAUGUAAACGUUAAGUAAGCAAAUCUCUGUAAUAACAAUUAAGGAGAGGUAAGCAGCCUCCUCUGAUUGUUUGGAUGUAGUGUAUGCCUCUUUUGAAUUCCUGUAUUUUAUAAUAUAUGUCCCAUCUUGUAAAAAAAAAAAAAAAGACACAGACUAGAGGAACAAGGCUAAAGUGACAUCCUAGACACCAACGAAGAAGAGUCCCAAAUAGAGAGCAAACAUCCAUAGUGCUAAGAGGUAAACUAGGGUGUAGCUUCUUAAAAAGCCAGAGUCUCAUUUAAGCUAUCACCAGUCACCAGUGGAAUGUAGAGAUACAGACUACUGACUGAGACUUAAGAAAUUUGGAAGCAAGAUCCUUUUUGACUCACCUCCUAGAGAAAUGGAAAUAAA